Molecule: messenger RNA, 1062 nt
Organism: Thermothielavioides terrestris NRRL 8126
Lineage: Eukaryota; Fungi; Ascomycota; Sordariomycetes; Sordariales; Chaetomiaceae
Exons: 2
Coding region: 1-1062 (353 amino acids)
Molecular function (GO): oxidoreductase activity, acting on NAD(P)H
Source: RefSeq, a predicted model, not a curated record
AUGACGGAUGCUCUGGAAAUCCCCGAAACAAUGCUGGCGGUCAGGGCUCGGGGCCCCGGCCAGCUCUACUUGGACCCGACGACGCCGGUACCGGCAGUACGGUCAGGCUACCUUCUGAUCCGAGUCAUGAGCGUUGCGCUGAAUCCGAGCGACUACAAGCGACUGGCCGUGUUCGGGGAGGGCACUCCGCACACGAUGGGCUGCGACGUCGCGGGCCGUGUCGUCUUGUGCGGAGAGGACGUCAACCAGGACUACCGGCCCGGUGACCGAGUCGCCGGGCUAUGCUACGGCAUGAAACCAGGAGAUCCUUCGAGCGGCGCGUUCGGCCAGUACGCCCUUCUCAAGGGCGCUCUCUCGAUGCGCGUGCCCGAGCACGUCAGCGACGCCGAAGCGGCUACCAUAGCCGUCGGAGUCAAUUUCGCUGGCCAGGGUACGUACUUGCUCGCCCGGGGCCCCGUUCCGUCGGUCCUGAUCUACGGCGGCGCCACCGCUACGGGCAUGAUUGCGCUGCAGCUGGCGCGGCUCUCGGGCUGUCGGGUGUUGACGACCUGCUCGCCCCGCAACUUCCAGCUCGUCAAGGCCCUCGGGGCGCAUGAGGCAUUCGACUACCACGACGCCACCGGCUGCGGGCCGGCCAUCCGCGCAGCUACCGGCGACGGGCUACUGUACGCCCUGGAUUGCGUCACGGUCGGCGACAGCCAGCGAAUAUGCGCCGACGCUCUAACCGCGCGUGGGUCGGGCGUUGCCAAGUACACGGCGUCGCUGCCCGAUGGUGACUCGUUUCCCCGUCUCGACGUGCAACAUGGCUGGACCUCGGGAUAUUCGGCCUUUGGCGAAGGGACCCAUCUUGCCGGCCCGCUGGGCGAGGCCAAUGCUGCUGACUUGGAGUUCGCCGCCCGCUUCUGGAAGCUCGCCGCCGAAUUGCUGCGCCAAGACCGCAUCAGGUUGGGCUCUCUGGUGCACUUGCGAGAUGGAGGACUACAAGGUGUGCCGGAAGGAUUGUCCGAGCUGAGGAGCGGUCGUGUCUCUGCUGGCAAGCUCGUGUACGUCUUGCAGAAGUGA